UGCGCGCCCGCCGGAGAGCUGGGUGCCACCGCCGUCGCCACCGCUGAGCCCUGCCCGCCGGCCGGCCGGCUCGCUAGCUCGCUUCCCUCGCCCAGGGGGAAAGGUCAGCAGCGUCCUGGAGCCGCCGUGUCACUCCCCGAAAGCCAUGAACUGCAGCGAGAGCCAGCGGCUGCGAACCCUUCUGAGCCGCCUGUUGCUCGAGCUGCACUAUCGGGGUAACGCCAGCGGCCUGGGCGCUGGCCCUGGUCCCAGCAUGGGCAUGGGGGUCGUGCCUGACCCUUUCGUGGGCCGCGAGGUGACCAGCGCCAAGGGCGACGACGCCUAUCUCUACAUCCUGCUCAUCAUGAUCUUCUACGCCUGCUUGGCCGGAGGCCUCAUCCUGGCCUACACCCGCUCCCGUAAGCUCGUUGAGGCCAAGGACGAGCGGUCCCAGGCUUGCGCCGAGCACGAACGGGCCCCGGGAGGCGCCCCAGCCGCUGACGCCGAGACUGCCGCGGUCUUCCUGGCCGAGAGCCGCCACCAGCUUGCCCCAGGGGGGCUACCUGCCCUCGCCCAGGGCGCCGAGCGGGUCUAGAACCACAACCACAGUUUGCUGGUUCGCGCCCUCCUCAACUCGCUCAACCCUGGGCGCGGCUUCUGCCUUCCACCCAGCACUCUUUUCCAGGGUUUGCCUCACCUGAGUCCCAGAUAAUGGUGAGAGGCCAGGAGACCUUGUCUGGAAGGCCCUGGAAGGAGAAGCACCACCUUACCCAUUCCUGGCCAGUUUCUCCCUCUUCAUUCCUGCGCCUCCACCCCCACCCCACCCCCAACUGCACUAAACUGCCUCUGCUCUCUUGUCUUCAGACAGCCCUGACAGCACGCUCCAGCCCUCUGGGAACUGAAUCCAACACGUCCAACACUUGGCAUUGAACUGAAGCAAUGCAUUCUAUCAGAACUCUGGGCCGUCUAACUGGCAGCUGCUCCAGGGACUGUCAGGGACUGCUCACUGCAGAGCCAACGGGCUUGCCAGGCCGACUGCAGCAGCUCCAGCUUCCAGUUGCCUUAGGGACAGAGACAAAGAAAAUGAAGAGACCUCAGAUAUCUUUUCCCUCCCUCUCUCUUUCAGCAGGGAGCUAGCAGGACACUAGGACCAGUCUGUGGGAUAGAAUGGACUUAAUGCGGGACGGGUCGGGGAGGAGUGUUCAACGGCGAGGGAAAAGAUCUGUAACUCCAACUGUGUGGUUUGCUUGCCUCCCCAGUUUCCACCCCAGUGGUAACUUGCCUGAUUUUUGGUAGCUCUGCCAUCUUCUGCUGAGGGUUAUCAUGACCGGGGGGAUCACCCCAAUACUUCAGAUGCCUCUCUGUAUUGAUUCAGUUGUUAUUGCAGUGUCUGCUUCAUCCAUGGAACUUGAGGCUCAGAUGUGCCCUGCUCUGUAACCCUGGGGAAUGUCAGAGGCAGGUAAUAAAGGUUGUUUAAACAAUA
This is a messenger RNA of Saimiri boliviensis boliviensis (Bolivian squirrel monkey), 1462 nucleotides long. RefSeq names its product potassium voltage-gated channel subfamily E regulatory subunit 5 (gene KCNE5). Gene Ontology annotation, biological process: membrane repolarization during action potential; ventricular cardiac muscle cell action potential; regulation of heart rate by cardiac conduction. Gene Ontology annotation, cellular component: voltage-gated potassium channel complex; membrane. Gene Ontology annotation, molecular function: delayed rectifier potassium channel activity; transmembrane transporter binding; potassium channel regulator activity. Lineage: Eukaryota; Metazoa; Chordata; Mammalia; Primates; Cebidae. The record is from RefSeq and is a predicted model, not a curated record.